Molecule: messenger RNA, 2007 nt
Organism: Clonostachys solani
Lineage: Eukaryota; Fungi; Ascomycota; Sordariomycetes; Hypocreales; Bionectriaceae
Source: the annotation of a GenBank genome assembly
AUGGAACACACUCACUACCAAUAUCGCCCUCUUCUCAACCCCGAUAGCAUUCGCCUUAUCUCGGCAGACCUGGCUAUCAAUAAUGGCAUAUUGAGCUGUCAGUUGGUUGAAGUCGAUGUCGACAGCAAGAAAUCACCACCACCAUACCACACCUUAUCAUACACUUGGGGCAACCCUCACUCCGUCGCGAAAGAUGUACCUAACUCAGAGCUGGACAUCUUGAAACAGCCCACUAGAAUCACUGUUUCGGGUCCGCCAAGUAGUAUGGAUGCUUGGCCGUCGGGAAGCCUCUGGAUUACGAAAAAUCUACAUGACUUUUUACAAGAAUUCUGCCGCAACCCACCAAGUGAUGUUCAAUACAUCUGGGUGGAUUCAAUUUGCAUCAGCCAGACAGAUCUCGAUGAGCGGAACGCCCAGGUUCGGAUGAUGAGCAAGACUUUUGCAAACUGCGAAUCUGUGAUAGUCUGGCUCGGGCUCGAUGAUCCCGACACACCGACACCCUUUAUCGAGAUGGAGACUCUGAAUAAUUUCGCCGAUGACGACUUCGAUGCAAGAAUGAAAUUGGCGUCUGCUGGGCCGGAGAAGAUAUAUGCAAAUACCUCGUCGAUUUUCCAUUACUUGGAAAUAUCCCCAUUUACAGACGAACAAUGGGAAGGUCUGGCCCUCUUUCUAGACCGAUCGUGGUUCCACCGAGUAUGGACCAUUCAAGAGAGCCUCCUGCCUAGCAAUGGAGUGCUGUGGUGCGGCGAAUUUCGGACACCCAUCAAGGGAUUUCUUGAUCGUUCGCUCAUGGUUUUGGAUACUUACCUUGCAGAGCGAGGCAUAUCAGCUCUGAAGCAUCCGGAAAAUCAUUAUAAGGAAUACUCGCACAAGAUUUACUCAUCGGCAUUCAAAGACAGGAUCAGCGCUAUUCGUUCCAGGACCUCGAAAACAUUCCUUCGCGGGAAAUUGCACUCUAUUCAUGUUGCAACCCGCAUGAGCCGGAGUCGACAAUGCUCGGACCCCAGGGAUAAGAUAUUUGCGAUUCUCGGUCUUAGCACCUUCGACUGGCCAGUUGACGACAUUGACUACAAGAAGUCCGUCCAAGAUGUGUUUUUAGAGUUUUCUUCCAAGUCAUCACUAGGGCCCCUAUUGUAUUCUAUUGAAGACCCAUCUACCCGUGUCACGAUGGGUCUACCUUCUUGGGUACCCGAUUAUUGCGUUGAUCUUUACCCUGUUAGUUGGAUGACAAGGGGCGGUUCCAUCUAUAGCGCUGGCAUUCAAGGCGAAUGUCCCCUCAGGAGACUAGAUUCUCAGGAUAACAAGAUUCUCGCAGUGUCCGGGUUUGUCGUGGAUACAGUCGACGCCAUAGGCGCAGAUUACGACGAAAUGACGAAGGGCGGCGGCCUUCUUGAUUCACUCGAACUUUUGGAAGAAAAGUUAGACAACGGAAGUACUUAUGAAGACAUUAUCGAGGCGUUCUGGCGCACUCUAAUAGCUGAUUUGCCAGGAAACAGCAAUCGUCAUCCCAGUUCCAAAGUCUACGGACCUUCAUUUCGGAGCGCAUCUUUACACCUAAUCGCGGCCCAGAUUUUGAAAGCAGAAAUAAGCGGCAGUCAGUUGCUAUCGGUGAAAUCUCUUCUCGAAUCACUACUGGCGAAGAGCAAAUCUCACGACCUCCCCACCUGGGACGAUGUCUCUAACCUUGUUUCCUUGCUCUCAUCUGAUAAGACGCAAGGAAACAUCCUAGACACCACUUUGGGCGACAUGGAUAUAUAUCUAAACUCUUUGAGAGCUAUGUUUAUUUGUCGAAGAUUUUUUACUACUUCAAAAGGGCUGUUGGGUAUUGGGUCUGUGGUGGUACUCCCUGGUGAUAAAGUCGUGAUCCUUGAAGGCAGCGGGUACCCAUUCUUAUUGAGGGCUACAUCUGAUGGAAGGUACAGGUUGAUUGGGCAUGCUCACGUCCGUGGAAUUAUGUAUGGUGAAGCUCUGGGGACCAAGGAGUUCCAACGAAUUGAGAUUGAAUGA